Talaromyces rugulosus is the source of this 2310-nucleotide messenger RNA. RefSeq lists its product as uncharacterized. The record is from RefSeq and is a predicted model, not a curated record. NCBI's taxonomy places the organism in Eukaryota, Fungi, Ascomycota, Eurotiomycetes, Eurotiales, Trichocomaceae. Bases 1 to 2310 code for a protein of 769 amino acids. Gene Ontology annotation, molecular function: oligopeptide transmembrane transporter activity. Gene Ontology annotation, biological process: transmembrane transport. The transcript has 4 exons.
AUGGAGCCUGCCACCAAAGAGCUCGAGCCAGAGCCAAAGACAGCAGCUGUCGACGACGCUGAAAUUGGCCAUGGCCAUCUCGACGAGCUGGAAGUCGACCUGGCUACUGUUAUGGCCGACGACUCGGAGUUCACCUACGAGUCGAGUCGGUCCCCAUUCCCGGAAGUGAGGUCGGUCGUGCCGGAGGUCGAUGACCCUGACAUGCCGGUCAACACGUUGCGCAUGUGGUUUUUGGGUAUCGUCUUCACGAUUCUAGGGUCUGGCAUCAACCAGUUCUUUGCUCUGCGGUAUCCAUCCGUCCACAUCGUGGCUCUGGUGGCCGAAUUGCUCGCGUUUCCCUGCGGCGUGGCUCUCGCAAAGAUUAUCCCCGACUGGACGAUCAACAUGGGCCGUUUUGGCCAAUGGUCUAUCAAUCCAGACAAAAAAUUCAACAUCAAGGAACACACGCUGAUCGUAAUCAUGAGCAAUGUGUCGUUUGGGUUCUUCAGUGCCGAUGCCACCAACAUCUUGCAGGCAGCAUCGUCCAAAUUCUACGACUUUGGUCUGAAAACGGGGUUUUCCGUUAUGGUGGUGCUGUGCGCUCAGCUGCUGGGUUUUGGGGUUGCUGGCUUGUCGGCGCCCUGGAUCGUUGAGCCUGCGAGUAUCCUCUGGCCUGGUGUGCUGUCCAACUGUGCGCUUUUGGAGAGUCUUCACUCGCGCGCAAAUGCCAUGGCCAAUGGAUGGAAGAUUUCGCGUUUGCGGUUUUUCAUGUUCGUCAUGGCAGGUGCAUUUGCUUGGUACUGGUUCCCCGGUCUGAUUUUCACCGCGUUGAGCUACUUUACUUGGGUUUGCUGGAUUGCGCCAAAUAACAAGAUUGUCAAUCACCUGUUCGGCAUGCAGACCGGGCUGGGCUUGAGUCCGAUUACUUUCGACUGGAGUCAGAUUGCGUACAAUACGAAUCCGCUAUUGUCUCCCUCAUGGGCAGCGCUUAACGUGUUUGGCGGGUUUGUGGCUGCUUUUUGGAUUAUCGUCCCCAUUCUCUACUACACCAAUACCUGGUAUACUGCCUAUCUGCCACUGAUGACAGCCGAUGUUUAUGACCGGUUUGGGGAGGUGUACAACACCACCCGCGUAGUGGGAGCAGAUAAUCUGUUGGAUGUUGAGAGUUACAAAAACUACUCCCCGCCUUAUCUCCCCGCGACGUUUGCGUUUGUCUACGCGCUUUCGUUUGCCUCCAUCACUGCAGUGCUGACGCACACGUUUCUGUGGCAUUGGGACGACCUCGUGGCAGCUCUCCGCGGCACGACCAGACUGGACAUCCACGCUCGGCUUAUGCGAGCUUACAAAAAGACGCCCUGGUACUGGUAUGCAACCGUCAUUGUGAUUAUCAUGGCAAUGGCCAUCGCCAUGGUCGAAGUCUACGACACCAAACUACCAGUCUACGGAGUCUUCCUCGCAUUCAUCAUCCCCGCAAUCUACAUGAUUCCCUGCGGCAUUAUUCAGGGAAUCACCAACGUGGACGCGAACCAGAUCAACGUGCUAAGCGAGUUUAUUGGAGGUUACAUGUUUGAAGGCAAACCCAUGGCCAACAUGUGCUUUAAGAUCUUGUCGACGGACGUCGUCGGCCAGGGCAUCUACUUUGCUAUGGACAUGAAACUGGGCCACUACAUGAAAAUCCCACCGCGCACGCUAUUCUUUGCCCAGGGGUUGGCAACCAUUCUCGGCGCACUUACGCAGGUUGGUGUCACGCUGUGGAUGCUGGGACACAUUGAUGAUAUCUGCGGUUCGGAUCAGUCCGACGGCUUCAGCUGUCCCAAUGGCCGUACUGUCUACAGUAGCAGCGUCAUUUGGGGUCUUGUCGGCCCCGGACGACUGUACUCGGCGGGCAAAAUUUAUGCGUCACUUAAUCAUUUCUUCUGGAUUGGUGCGAUUACGCCGGUGAUUACGUGGAUGAUGUGGAAGUACACCAAGCAGGAUUUCUGGAAAAAGGUCAACUGGCCGUUGAUCUGGGUUGGCACGUGGAACGUUCCUCCUGCAACCGGAAUCAACUAUUCUAGCUGGGCCAUUGUCAACUUCAUCUUCAACCACAUCAUCAAAGCCAAGUUCUUCGCCUGGUGGACCAAAUACAACUACGUACUGGCAGCUGCGCUCGACACGGGCAUUGCUAUCAGCGGUAUAAUCAUCUUCUUUUGCGUGUCGUAUCCUGGCGCUGUGUUUCCGGACUGGUGGGGGAAUACGGUGUAUGUGAAUACGGCUGAUGGACAAGGGGUGCCAUGGCUGGAUUUGCCCACGAAGGGAUAUUUUGGGCCAGCGAAUGGGACGUGGUCAUAG